UCUUUCACAACGUGCUGAACGUACACGGUGAGGCCUCAGCCAAUCAGGUUGGCAGCGAAACCACCUGAUGUCUGAACCAUGACUUCUCCUCUCUGUCCGUUCAGAGCAGGACGAUGAUCUCACUUCAGGUUUCUGGACAGCUAUGAGGCAUCUCUGACAAAAACCCUUCAGGUUCAGAGGAAAUAUCAGACGUGAAGCCAUGUCUGCGCUCAGACUCUUGUGCUGUUUGCUGAUGGCAUGUUGUCUCAGUGAAGGGAAGAGAAUUAAAGGAAGCAGAGGAAGUGUGACGGACCCGGAGGCCGCCGUCAGGCCGCAGGAGCCUCGUCUCAGCGGCUCCGUGUUCAGGCUGUUUUUGGGAGGUGAGGACACCUGCAUGCUGGACCCUCUGCAGCUGCACACUCUCACCUCCUGUGGUUUCAACAGCAGUAAUCCCCUCAUCAUCAUCACUCACGGGUGGUCGGUGGACGGUAUGUUGGAGAGCUGGGUGAUCCGGAUGGCCGCCAUCCUGAAGAGGAACCUUGUGGAUGUUAAUGUGGUGAUGACCGACUGGCUGCAUCUGGCCCAUCAGCAUUACCCCCUGGCUGUGCAGAGCACCCGCACUGUGGGCAAAGACAUAGCUCAUCUGCUGCAGUCGCUCCAGAGAGAGUACCGGUACCCAGUGAGGAAAGUUCAUUUGAUCGGAUACAGCCUGGGAGCUCACAUAUCCGGAUUCGCUGGAAGCUUCCUGCAGGGUUCGGAGAAGAUUGGGAGGAUCACUGGCCUGGAUCCGGCAGGGCCGCUGUUCGAGGGCAUGUCUCCCACAGACAGGCUUUCUCCUGAUGACGCGGAGUUCGUCGAUGCCAUCCACACCUUCACCCACGAACGUUUGGGCCUCAGCGUGGGCAUCAAGCAGGCUGUGGCGCAUUACGACUUCUACCCCAACGGAGGAGACUUCCAGCCCGGAUGCAACUUUCAUAACAUUUAUGAACACAUAAGCGAGUACGGGAUCCUCGGCUUUGAACAGACGGUGAAGUGCGCUCAUGAACGCUCCGUCCAUCUGUUCAUGGACUCGCUGCUGAAUGAGGACAAGCAGAGCACGGCCUACAGGUGCAGCGACAACAGCGCCUUCGUCAGGGGCGUCUGCUUGGACUGCCGGAAGAACCGCUGCAACACGCUGGGCUACAACAUCAAGAAGGUCCGAACGGCAAGGAGCAAGAAGCUCUACCUGAAAACAAGAUCCCGGAUGCCUUACAAACUCUAUCAUUACCAGUUCAGGAUCCAGUUUGUUAACCAGACGGAGGAAAUCAAGCCGACGCUCAUCAUCUCCCUCCAAGGGACCGAGGCUGAGAGUGGAGAGCUGUUCAUCACAAUAGAUGAAGGCAUUCACGGAAACACAACUCUGUCCUUCCUGAUUACGCUGGACAAAGACUUGGGGGAGCUGAUGAUGCUGAAGCUGAGUUGGGAAGUGUCCGAGAUGUGGAAGAACGUGUGGACGCGCAUGCAGAGCAUCUUUCCGUGGGGCGGCCAGCGGAGCAAACCGCAGAUGAUGUUGGGAAAAAUCAGCGUCAAAGCAGGAGAGACGCAGGACAGGACAUCAUUUUGUUCCAUGAAUAAUGACGGACAACAAAUCGAAGUUUCUCAAGAUAAAGUGUUUGUGCGCUGCAGAGAGGAUGAACCGACGCGCCGCAGGAGAAAGCACAGCAGACUGGUUGAAAAGAAUGAAUCUGUUCAACAGACUAAAUAAUAAUACUGGAUGAUCAAUUCAUGAUCAGGCUUUGCAGAGUAAGAAAUCAGCAAAAAAUAAAUAAUUGAGGGGGGGGGGAAGCACUGAGAAGUUAAAAACCUGGAAGUUAAAAGCAAGCAACCUGAUAACACUGUGUUUACAAUAAAGUGUGACGAAUGAUGGGUUGAUUAAUAAACUACAUCUUUGGCAGCCA
Poecilia latipinna (sailfin molly) is the source of this 1916-nucleotide messenger RNA. RefSeq names its product lipase, hepatic a (gene lipca). The record is from RefSeq and is a predicted model, not a curated record. Gene Ontology annotation, molecular function: apolipoprotein binding; lipoprotein lipase activity. Bases 200 to 1723 code for a protein of 507 amino acids. The transcript is spliced from 9 exons. Gene Ontology annotation, biological process: lipid catabolic process. Lineage: Eukaryota; Metazoa; Chordata; Actinopteri; Cyprinodontiformes; Poeciliidae.